Molecule: messenger RNA, 4287 nt
Organism: Notodromas monacha
Lineage: Eukaryota; Metazoa; Arthropoda; Ostracoda; Podocopida; Cyprididae
Source: the annotation of a GenBank genome assembly
GGUGAUACCUUAAGAUUGAAGAAAGGUUCCACCCUUUAUGGUGUACCCAAUGCAGUCAUUACCACUAAUCAUCCAGAGGAAGGAGUGGAAUUUCACAGACAUCAGUUUCGGGAGUUGGAAUGGACGAUACCCAAAGACGAAGCGGGUUGCGGGUUGAUAAUGGCGGAUCAUUUCGUCGAUUUGCCCAUCCGUUCAUCGGGUUCAUUUCGGUUCAACGUCGUAGUUUCUGGAAAAACGGAAUUGACUGGUGACUUCGUCGUUGACCCUCGGUUCACCAUGGGUGCUUCUGGGGAACCCUUGUCCCUGGACGGUAUAGAAUGUGUCACUGUGUUGCCCAAGAGUCUCGGAUUGUUGACUGAGUGGGAAGGACGAUUGAGGGUUCUUAAAGAAACUGGGUACAACAUGAUUCACUUCACUCCUGUUCAGCUCGUGGGUCUUCGCUGGAUGUUAAACGUGUUGUACGGAGUAGAAGCAGGUCGCAUAAUGUUUGACCGAAUGUUUUGGCGAGUGACGUGCGAAAUUGAAGAAGAAAAGUGGUUGGAUUACGGUGUCCCACCGAGAAUCUCUUGUGAGGAAGAGCUGCAGAAUUUGCGGAGAUUGGUUGAGGAACACUUCUUGCCCAUGGUGAAGAUCCAUGAAUUAUACAUGGUUGAUGUGGACGGAACUGUGGAGCAGUUGAGGAAUGCUAUUCGGGGAAAGUCUGCCGAAGCUCAUCACGAAUUCGGAUCCGGAGAAUUCCGCGAAAUGGAAACGAAGAUCGUGAUUGUGCAAGAUCCCGAAUAUCGAAGAUUCCUUUCUACAGUGGAUAUGAAACACGCCUUUGAUACCUACAACGUUUCAAUGCAGCAUUUUCAUGAUGAAGAAAACAGACUGAACGCUGUUUGUGGAGCAUUCAAAGGAAAAUUGCAGGCGUUGAAUCACGGGAAGUAUUUAGAAAUCAAAGAUCACCUUGACGUUGGGAUCAAUAAUGUGCUGUCGCAAAAUCGAUACAGACGAUUUGACCCGAAUGGACCCAAAGAGAAGUUCGUUUCUAGAGGCUCUCCCAUCACUGGAAGCUAUUUCUUCCAAUCGCCGCACGAGUCGAAAGUGGAUCUAGAAGAUGAAGAAGACUACGUGCUUUAUACGGAAAGAGGAAAAUUUCGAAUGGUGCAUAAUGGGUGGGUUAUGAACCACGAUCCUUUGAUCAAUUUUGCCCUCCCAGGAUGCAACGUAUAUCUUCGUCGAGAAUUGAUCGAAUGGGGUGACAGUGUGAAACUCAGAAAUAAUUUGGCUGUUCUGUGUACUUCACAGUAUCUGUUGGACGAAGCUCGGAAGGUGAAUCCGAAUUUAUACGUAACUGCGGAACUGUUCACAAAUUCUCUGGCCACUGACAAUGUGUUUGUUGCACGGCUGGGAAUCACUUCCUUAAUUCGAGAAGCACUGUCGGCGCACAGCAGCCAAGAGCAGGGUCGCCUGGUGUAUUAUUAUGGUGGGAAACCCGUUGGAUCGUUCGAUGCCCCCGGGGUUGCGCCACUCACUCCAUCGCUGGCCCAUGCAAUCUUCUUUGACCAAACUCACGAUAACGAGUGUCCCAUGUUGAAGCGUUCUCCGUAUGACGCGUUGCCUUCAUCUGCUCUGGUUGCGAUGUCUUCUUGUGGCUCUGGGUCCACCCGAGGAUACGAUGAACUCGUUCCGCACAUGAUUCAUGUGGUCGACGAAGAGCGGGUUUACGCGUCGUGGGGGAAACCGGAAACCCGGGGUCACGUGAACCAAACUACCGGAAUCAUCGCCGCCAAGAAGGCCUUGAACGAAUUGCACAACGAAAUGGGCAGGUCCGGAUUCACUGAAGUGUUUGUGGACCAAAAGUCUGCCGAUGUAGUGGCCGUCACUCGACAUUCGCCUACAACACGGGAAAGCGUUAUUUGCAUUGUGCAUACGGCUUUUAAUAGAGAUGCCCAUGCUUACCGCAAUCCUGACAGACUUGGACCCGUCACCGGUAAAGUGAAGAAUGUUCGUCUGAGUGCCAGAUUCUACAACAAGAAUGCACCGGCGCCGUGGAAUCUCAAGGGCAUUGAUAACUCGUGGACUGAUCAGUGGAAACCAGAUGACAAUUUCAUCAAUGGACUGAGUGACUUCACUGCGGACGUGAAAACCAGAAUCAAGCCAGAAGAAUGUGACAUGAUUUCUAUCGAAUCAACUGGGGACGGAAAAUUCUUUGUGGAUUUCAAAAGCUUCCCUCCGGGAUCCGUCGUUGCAUUGCAUGUUGAACUGGAGGACGAAAUGCAAGCGGCUUUGCGAGAUAUGAAUUCCAAAUUGGAAAAUUUGGAGACGGAUCUGCAUCCGGUGCUCAAUUCUCUUUCCCUCGGGGAUUUCAACUUCGUGCUGUUCCGGUGUGAGGAAGAACAGAGAGCUGAAACCCCCGACAGAGGCUGUUAUGGGUUGUCAAACGGUGCAUUGGUUUAUUCUGGACUUCAAGGCUUCAUGAGUGUCUUGGACGUGGUGCAGAAUAAGAAUGAUCAAGGACAUCCUUUGUGCCAAAAUCUCCGUGAUGGACCUUGGAUGCUGGGUUGGUUCAUUUCUGUUGAUUUACGCCUUUCCCACUUCCUAGAUUACGUUUCAUCGCACUUCAAACUAAGGUCGUCGACGCACAAAAUCGGGGAAUGGCUGGAAGAUUAUUUCAACUGCGUCAAACGUCUUCCCAACUAUUUGGCCCCGUAUUAUUUUGCCAAGGUUCUUCGGGCGGUCUACGACUCUUGUUGCAAAGCUGUGUACCAGAAAAUGUCGCCCUUCGUUCAAAAUGGAGGGGAUUUUGUAAAGGCCUUGGCUUUGAGCUCGCUGCAAUUUUUGGGGGUCGUUCGGGAUGCGGAAUUGCCGGAAUAUCGGUUGGAGGGGAAACCUAGUGGAAGUGAAAUGAACAGCCUUUCAGCUGGUCUGCCUCAUUUCUCAACCGGUUACAUGCGGAACUGGGGACGAGACACGUUCAUUUCUCUGCCGGGCUUGUGUCAUGUUCCAGGACGAUACGAAGACGCGAAGAACAUCAUUUUGGCGUACGCUUCGGUGCUGAGACACGGACUAAUACCGAACCUGCUUAACAAGGGCAGUGGGUCUCGAUACAAUGCAAGGGAUGCCUUUUGGUUCUGGUUGCAUGGCAUCAGGAAGCAUAUGGAAACUGCUCCGGAUGGAGCCAGUAUCUUGAAGGAACCAGUUUGGCGUCAUUAUUCCAAGGACGAUGACGAGUGGGGGAAAUCCGUUGUUGAGAUGAAAUUGGAAGAUGUGAUGCAAGAAGGACUUCAGAGGCAUUUUGGUGGAGAGAAAUUCAGGGAGCGGAAUGCUGGGGAGGCUUUGGAUCGUGUCAUGCGAUCCGAAGGGUUCAAUAAUGAAAUAGGCGUUGAUUUGGAAACGGUCGGGUGCAUCAUUUGUUGCGUUAUAGGGUUCGUUUUCGGCGGAAACCAAUGGAACUGUGGCACAUGGAUGGAUAAAAUGGGUUCUAGUCAAAGAGCCGGAAACGUCGGCUUUCCCGCCACCCCUAGAAAUGGCAGUGCUGUGGAACUCGUGGGACUCUGCUUCUCCACUGUCACUUGGCUAGAUAAAAUGCAUGGGCAAGGGUUGUACCCUUUUGCUGGGGUGAAAGCUGACCGCGAAAUCCAGGACGGAAAGAAGACCACAGUUGAGUGGACCUGGAAACAAUGGAGUGACAAGAUCAAAGCGAAUUUCGACGCCAAAUUUUUCAUGAAAGAAGAUGCAGCACAAGACGAUGCUUAUCAGCGUGGAAAAGUGUACAUUCGUGGGGUCUAUCAGGAUUGUUUCAAUAGCUACCCAGAAUGGGCAGAUUUUCAAGCAAGGCCCAAUUAUUUCGUGACUCUAAGUGUCGCACCCGAGGUGGUGAAACUAGACAAUGCGUGGAAGGGCUUGGAAAAUGGAGGAGCUCUGUUGGAGGGGCCAUUGGGCAUGAAAACGUUGUCGGAUAAUGAUGCUGCUUACAGGCCGAAUUAUUACAACUCGGAAUCUGAUGACUUCUCUACUUCGUGUGGGUUCAACUAUCAUAAUGGGCCAGAAUGGCUCUGGCCACGUGGGUUUUAUCUGAGUGCCAUUCUGGAACACGCUGAUAGGAAAGGGGAUAUUGAUGAGCUGCAAAAAUCAGUGAUGCGUGUUUUCAAAUCCCUGAAGCAGCCUUGGGAGUUAUUGUUGGACAGUGAGUCGAACCCUUGGCGAGGGCUGCCAGAGUUGACCAACAAGAAUGGUGCUUAUUGUGGAGCAUCAUGUCGUACUCAGGCUUGGAGCAUUGCUACACUCUUGGAGGUAAUAUAA